Molecule: messenger RNA, 1599 nt
Organism: Phaedon cochleariae (mustard beetle)
Lineage: Eukaryota; Metazoa; Arthropoda; Insecta; Coleoptera; Chrysomelidae
Source: the annotation of a GenBank genome assembly
GACUCCCUCUUCGUUUUGGUAGCUGUGUCGCUUUCAUUUGUGAUUGGGUCCCCAGAACCAAAAUGUCCAUCAGAUGGAGUGAGUACAUACAGAGAUGCCACGAACUGCACUAAAUAUUAUGAAUGCAACAGAGGACAUUUGAUAACGCUAGAAUGUACAGAUGGCAUGUAUUUCAACGAAAAAAUACGCGCAUGUGAUGACCCGGAGUUCGUGGAUUGUGAUCCUGUGUGUCCGUAUCCUUCAGACGAUGUCAUCCAGUUAUAUGAUCCGAAGAACUGUACUACAUAUUACGAGUGCAACAGAGGUAUUAGAGUUAAGGCGAUAUGUCCACCAGAAGUUCCUUACUGGAACCACAUCGAGAAAUACUGCGAUUUUCCGGAAUAUGUAGAUUGCUCACGAGGGGAAACAACAUCAUCAACGAUCACGACUACACCUUCACCGACUCCAGCUUCAACUGCAACUUCUUCAAUAUCUUCAACACCUUCCCCAGUAACAUCACCGUCUUCAGCUCCAACUGCCUCAACAACAUUGGAUCCAAGUUGCCCGUAUCCAUCAACUGAAAAAACAUAUCUGGUGUAUCCCUAUGAUUGCAGCCGAUACUAUCUUUGCGUCAAUGGUGAGAAAACGGUAGAAGAUUGCCCAGAGGGUUUUCUUUUUGAUGACAUCAACCUAAAAUGUGACUUCAGCGAUAACGUAACCUGUGAUCAUGCUUCAACACUUCACCCAUAUCCUACGACAACUUCCGAAAACCCUGACAUUACAACCACAUCUACAGCAUCUACAGCAUCUACAGCAUCUACACACCCAGGAACAACUGGUCCCACUCCAUCUCCAGAUCCAUCGUGUAGUUCCUAUCCAGCGGGGGAAAAGGUAUCUCUAGUGUAUCCCUUAGAUUGCAGCAAAUACUAUCUCUGCUAUAAUGGCAAAAAAUCAGUUGAGCCCUGUCCAGAAGGCCUCUACUUCGAUGACGUUAGUAGCCUGUGUACUUUUAGGGACAACGUGUCAUGCGAACAUGCUUCAACACUUCAACCAUAUCCUACAAAAACUUCCGAAAAUCCAGACAUUACAACCCCACCUACAGCACCUACACACCCAGGAACAACUGGUCCCACUCCAUCUCCAGAUCCAUCGUGUAGUUCCUAUCCAGCGGGAGAAAAGGUCUCUCUAGUGUAUCCCUACGAUUGCAGCAAAUACUAUCUCUGCUAUAAUGGCAAAAAAUCAGUUGAGCCAUGUCCAGAAGGCCUCUACUUCGAUGACGUUACCAGCCAGUGUACUUUUAGGGAAAACGCGUCAUGCGCGCAUGCAUCGACACCACUGCCUUAUCCAACAACAGAUCCUACAGGAGCUACAACAUCAACAGCCAUGCCUAGUACUACUUCCGAAGUUCCAACGAAGAUAACGACUCCAAUAACAAGUACUACAUCAAAAGAUGGGAUAUGCAAAGAUGAACCUACAGGGACGACCUUGAGUGAUCCAGACGACUGUGCUUGCUAUUUCGAAUGCUCUAACGGUUUGACGUACCAUUUCACAUGUGCUGCAGGGACUUUGUGGGAUAAAGUUCUAAAAGUAUGUGCCGAUGCUGAAUCUGUGAUUUGCUGA